Messenger RNA from Pseudopodoces humilis (Tibetan ground-tit), 5644 nucleotides. Lineage: Eukaryota; Metazoa; Chordata; Aves; Passeriformes; Paridae. The record is from RefSeq and is a predicted model, not a curated record.
GUGGGGCUGGCGGUGCCGGAGAGUCCCGGAGCGGCGCCCGCCUCGGAGAGCGGUCCCGCGGGAGCCGGCUCCGGGAGCAGCGGCGCUCCCAGCCCGCCGGGGGAGGAGUCCCGCAGCCUGGACUCGCUGGAGUCCUUCUCCAACCUGCACUCCUGCUGCCCGAGCAGCUCCGAGCUCAACAGCGACGCCGACGAGGCGGUGGUGGCGGGGGCCUCCUUGGGGGGCCCGGCCCCGGAGCCCGAAGGGGAUAGGCCGGCGGCGGGCUCCCAGCUCCUCUCCGCUUCCAAGGAGCGCUUCCCGGGGCAGUCGGUCUAUCACAUCAAGUGGGUCCGCUGGAAGGAGGAGAACACGCCGGUCAUCACCCAGAACGAGAACGGCCCCUGUCCGUUGCUGGCCAUCAUGAACGUGCUGCUCCUGGCCUGGAAGAUUAAACUGCCACCAAUGAUGGAGAUCAUAACAGCUGAACAGCUGAUGGAAUACUUAGGAGACUACAUUCUCGACGCAAAACCUAAAGAGAUAUCUGAAAUUCAACGACUUAAUUAUGAGCAGAAUAUGAGUGAUGCAAUGGCAAUUCUGCAUAAGUUGCAGACGGGUCUGGAUGUCAAUGUGAAGUUCACAGGUGUCCGAGUAUUUGAAUACACUCCUGAAUGCAUAGUGUUCGAUCUUCUUGAUAUCCCCUUGUACCAUGGAUGGUUAGUGGACCCUCAGGUUGCUGACAUAGUAAAAGCAGUUGGUAACUGCAGUUACAAUCAGCUGGUGGAGAAGAUCAUUUCUUGUAAACAGUCAGAAAACAGUGAACUGGUUAGUGAAGGGUUUGUAGCUGAGCAGUUCCUAAAUAACACAGCUACACAAUUGACAUACCAUGGACUCUGUGAGUUGACUUCAGCUGUCCAGGAGGGAGAACUUUGUGUGUUCUUCAGGAACAACCAUUUUAGCACCAUGACCAAAUACAAGGGUCAGCUUUACCUGCUGGUGACAGACCAGGGCUUUCUUACAGAAGAGAAGGUUGUGUGGGAAAGUUUACACAAUGUGGAUGGUGACGGGAAUUUCUGUGACUCUGAAUUCCACCUGCGGCCUCCAUCAGACCCUGAAACUGUCUACAGAGGGCAGCAGGACCAAAUAGAUCAGGAUUAUCUGAUGGCACUAUCUCUACAACAAGAGCAGCAGAAUCAAGAGAUUAACUGGGAACAGAUCCCAGAAGGAAUCAGUGAUCUAGAGCUAGCAAAGAAGCUCCAGGAAGAGGAGGACAGGAGAGCUUCUCAGUACUAUCAGGAACAAGAACAAGCAGCUGCUCAGGUCCAGCAGGUACAAGGUGCUGCCUCUCCAGCCAGUGCGAGACAAUCCGGGAGUAACGAACGCAAACGCAAAGAGCCUCGAGAGAAGGAGAGGGAGAAAGAGAAGAACAGCUGUGUUCUUUUGUAACAGAACAUGGAUUCCAUCUGGAGUCAAGUGCAUGUCCUCAGAAGCAAAAACAAGGAGUAAAAAGGAAGACAAACCUGUUACAUGCCGCCUGUGCCUGAUUACCCCAUGGAUUUUGUUCAUGUUCCAAGAGAGGAUGGAUGACUUUGUAACAAUCAGACAGACUUCCUUCAAAGUCAUAGUGCGUGCUGCUCAAGAGGGAAUUCCAAAUCACAGUUGGAAGCGGCUGUGCUUUGAGUUAGUCGUAAGAAAUACUGCACCUUGUAGCUGAACACACAACUCAUGGCAAGUCCUGUGUCAUAGUGACAUCCAUUACUCAUUACAUCAGUUAGUAAGCUAUUUUAUCUUCUACUCUAAACAAAGGUCUUGAAGCUUUGGAAAAAAGGUAAAGAAUUCCUGAAAUCUAGGGCUGCAUGAGUUGAACUUGUUAGUGGCAAAAGUUUUAAGCAGUUGAGCUUCCUAAUACCCAAAAUGAAAUUCAUCUGGGAGCUUAAUUUAUGCCCUACUGGGAGUAACCAUUCCAAAAGCACCUUGUCACCGUUGGUAUCUCUGAUAGUAUCUGAGGAUAAAAAACAUGAACAGAAUUGCUUUUAUCUAUAUGAAGUGAGCUUGGAAAACAAUAUUGCACAAUAUAGUCUUGGAGUACCAGGAAGACAAUAUCUACUUCUGUUUACUUCAUUUGCCUUUUUUUUCUCUUUUUUUUCCUCCAGCUUAUGUUCUGGCAAAACAUAAGUAAUAUGGUAUAGAUUUAUACUUUAAAUCUAUUUAUACAAUUUAGCAUGCACAUGCUCCAUAGUAUAUAUGAAAGUGUCCAAAAAAGUAGAGUAGAACUUGUUUUCCACUAGAUAAAUGCUAGCACAGAAGAAAAAAUAUCACAGAAUUUUUGUUUUUGCAUUAUAGUUGUGACAUAAAAAAACGCUACAUAAAAGUAUUCUUAAGAUUAGCAAAAAACUCAGCACUGCCAUAGAGAUAAAUGUUUUUUCUAUAAGGCACUUUGUAAAUGCUCAGAUCCACCAGUUUUCUUGUGCCACUCAUGGAAUCUGCAACCCAACAAAGCAGAUCCAAAGGAGGGUUGUAACACCAGAGAAUGAAAUUAGCAUUCCUGAAAAUUCACUUAAACACCAUCCAAAAACUACAUUUUGUAGCUGUCCAUGUAAGAAGUGAUGUGUUCAGUGUCUCUGCAGAGCUGCUCUUGUGGCUCACAGGCACAUGAGCUCCAAGGGAAGCACAGGCUCUGCUGAGAACCUCAGAUUGCCAGGCAGGCUCUUUCUCACUUGGUAUUUCACAUUAUUAUCAUGUUUCUUCAAACUUGUAUACACAAGCUCUUGGAAAAAUUUUCCAGUAUGUAAUAAAAGGCAGUUUUGGAGUUCUUGAAAUGGAAUUUUCUUGUGCAUUCAGCAGGAAAUACUCAAGUGAAAGGUACAGCUGAUACAUUUUUAACUGAACCAUCCUUUGUUCCUGCUCCACUGCUUCUGUAACAAAGUCAUUCCUUGGAUCAUCUCUUUGCAUUAGGAUGCUUAUUAGAGAAUCAAUACAAACUACAUCCUUCAAUACAACAUACUAAAUUAAGAGCUCAUUUUAUAUAAAAGCAGAUUUUUAAAAGUUGCAGCAUUAAACAGGUGACUCAGGGAAUGCAUGUUAAAUGUUGUGAAAUCCUCAUUAGAAAGCAUAUUACAGAAAAGCAAAAACAACAAGCUGUAGUUUGGAUGCAUUCGAAUGCUCCCAUUUUUUCCUAUCUGUGCUACGAUGAAGAACACCUUGUUAUCAAGAAAAAUCCAACGUUAAAAAAUGUUCAUUCAGUCUAGCAUAUUACAGCAAAUGUCACGUGCAAGGCCUGAAAAUGGCAUUUCAUCUUAAAAUUGAUGAGUCCACAUCCUUUUUUAUUAAGCAUAACUAGCCAGAAACUUAGUGCUGAGUGGGAAAUGGGAAGAGGUGAGUGCCAGCUUCUCAAACCACAUCAUAUACAGUCUGAUGUUCACAGUGCUCCUGCAGAGCUCCCUCUCGUUCAUAGCUUGGCCAGCAGAAAAGAAUGGAUGUAAGCUCGGCUGUGAUCUGCUCUGAUGGGGAAGAAGUGCCACAGGGGAAUGCUAAGGAGGAAAGAGAGGCCGGAACAUAAGUCCCUAUGCUACCUCUUGAGAUUGUUUAAGGCUUUGUCCGUAAUUUUGCUGUUAUUUUGGACACAAAUAGCUGUGGCACAGCGUGCAGCGGCCGCAUUUUCUCACCUAGGUAAUGCCCAGCAGGUUCAUUUCCUGGCAGGCUGGCAGUGUCUGUCCCUGGACACACUGCUCCUCACUCUCACUGUGCUUUAAAGUCAGGACUAGCUGUGCUGAUCCUCUGAUAGCCUCAGAUAUUAAAUGUCAGUUGCCUACUGUUCAGUUUUGGUCAAUGUCGGCUCCUACCACUCUGAACUCUCUUUGCUGGAGAGUUCUCUCUAGAGAACUUGCUGAAAUCUGCUUUCUCCAUUCCUUUUCUGGUUUGUAGGAUGACUUCUGUUCAUGGGAAAACUCCAUGUGCUGAAAUGGGCAAUUCCUUGUUUUUCAAGAUUAAAACCUUUAAAUACUCAGUUAAUUAUCGUUAGAACGUCAAGAUCCCAUGUUUGCCUAUACAGCAUAAAAAAUUGUGCAACAUAAUAAUGCUAUUUUUGGGAAAUCUUAGGGGAUUUUCAGCACUCAAAGUAGCUGAAAAGUUUGCUAGCUCAGUCUAAACAGUGCUUACAAAUAGUGUAACAGUGCUGAAAUCCAAGGCAGCUGCUGCUCUGAUCAGUGCAGACAGAGCUGAGGCACUGCCCAUGCCCUCCCGGCCAAGUUGUGCACUCAGGGCAGCAGGUGCUGGGUCGAUGUUGCUGGGGCCAAAAGUGAACUAAAUGGGGUUGUUUGAUAAAGUCAGACACUCAGCCAAAUGUACAGAGAUUUUGGGGGUGGACAGAGACACAAACUCAGCUAAGUUUUUUUGUUUGGUUUUUUUUUUUUCAAUUACUCUUGAACUUCCUUUAGUGCUGACCCCAUUUCAUUUUAGGUCCCAUCUACCAUAAGUGAUACCUAUUGUGGAACAUAGGGAGAUUGGUCUAAUAGUGUCUCCUGAGCCAAAGCCUUUAGCUGAGACAAACUGAGGUUCUCCACCACAGAGCUGGAUGAAUAAUGGGAUACUUGGUCUGUCUUGGAAGUUCAUGUUCUCUUUCCUUGUUAUGAAAUCUUUAGGAAAAUUUGGAUGGGCUUUUUGAGUUAAAAUUUCAGCUGUAACUUUGAAAAGUUCUGUUUAUGCUAAGCAGUUUGGAAAAUUUCACUUUAGUUUGACAUUUUUAGAUUUCUUCUGAAUGUGUUUCCAAAAAAGCUGGGAUAACUUGUAUUUUUAUCAGAAACCUUUUGAUGGCUUUUGUUCUGGCUUACUGACACCUGCCAAGGGAAGGGUCAAAAUUGCAAACAGAAGAAAUACCAGUGUGUCUUAAAUCACUUUACAAACUUAAAUCAGCCAAGUAAUGGGAAGACCCUUGCGUUUGCUCAUCUCUUCUUUUGGGGAACUCCAAAAUAUCUAGGAAAAUAGACAAUUUUUUCUCUAGUAUUUUGCUAUCAGGCCAUCAAUAGAUCUAUUACUUUUAGGGCUUUUGUUAUUGCAGAUUAACCAGAGCCAGAAACUGGUUUAUCUUAGUUACUGUUUUGUUUACAAUUGAGUUUUAGUGAAGCCUUUCACACUUAAAGUUUGAAACCAGGUUCUCUGUGAGGUGACAGCAUGGGGAUUUUGGCUAAUUGCAUGGGUAGACAUUACCACUGAUUCCAGUACCUGCAGAAAAAAAAAGUGUUGCUGUGGAAAUAAAACCUUCUUUUGCAUUGAAGAACAUAGUAGUAGUAGGUGAUGUCUUCAAGACACUGCAGAUAGAUAAAAUGAACCAAGGAACCCAUUUGUGGACUUCAAACUAUCUGUAAUCCAGCUUUUGCAUUUUUUAUCAUGAAUAGCUGGAAUUAUUAAAUGUUUGCAUUCUAUAUACUUGGGUUGCAGCAGUAUGCUUGUAUUUCUGGAUUUCCUACAUGCUUUUAGGGAUUGGCAAGCAAAAACUUCAGAGAACCCCUUAAAAAAGUGACCACAGGUACAAUGAUUUCAAGAGACAAACCUAUUGUAGCAAGGGUUUUUUCACCUGUAUUUUGGUAACUCUUGAAAUCAACCACUAGUGCUGUUACAUUAUGCUGAAAAGUGUGGCUGGUCAGGGGGUUACAGUCAGACCUUGAUGAAA